Molecule: messenger RNA, 673 nt
Organism: Ectocarpus sp. CCAP 1310/34
Lineage: Eukaryota; Phaeophyceae; Ectocarpales; Ectocarpaceae
Source: the annotation of a GenBank genome assembly
CGAAACAAAGAAACAAAGCGGCGCGUCUGUUACUGUCGACGCGACGCUGCAUGCAGUGCGGGACGUUACGGCGUUACCGCCCCGCUUCACUUGUACCUGGCCUCUGGUCCCUUCCAAGCUGAGCGUCCAACAAGUUCGCGAGGAGCUGCUUUAAAAUCUAGCCGAGAGAGAGGUGUGUGUUUGUUUGUUCGGCCUGCUCUUCCCUCGGGAAAGUUCCCGGAACGGAGGGUUAAGUAGACCCAACCGUGAUCGGGCCUACCGCUGUAGCACACACACUAGGGAGCGUCACACCAUGCCAGCUCGACGUCCGCGACCACGGCCGCAAUUACAAGAGUUUGUCGCGGUUGCUACUCUCCUGGGGUCGUUGGCACGAUUCAGCCUGGCAGAGCGUGCACAUGUGCACCUCGUUGUCGCCGCGGGCGGCGAAACAGCAUCGAAGCCAUUGCUCGAGGAUGGCGACAAGAUGGGCGACGCUGACAAGGGCGGGGGUGCGACGGCCCAGCAGCAGCAGCAGCAGCAGCAGAGGUUGUUUGUCCCGCUCACGAGGCGGGCCAGAGCGGGCGGUGCCGUGUACGGCGUGGAUGUGCGCGAUGAGGGUAUCUCGCGUCGGAGACUUGAGCUUGACGGGGCUGGCGGGGCAACAGCAGGUGAGUCGAGACAACCUGAGGACUAA